Molecule: messenger RNA, 876 nt
Organism: Thelazia callipaeda (thelaziosis nematode)
Lineage: Eukaryota; Metazoa; Nematoda; Chromadorea; Rhabditida; Thelaziidae
Source: the annotation of a GenBank genome assembly
AUGAACAGGCGUGAAUCUAGGUUGCGUCUUGAAUAUAUUUUCCGAAAAAGUUUGGAAGAAAAGCAACAUCUGAUCGAUGAGAAGCGUCGAAUGGUGAAGAAAUAUGUGGAUGAAAACAAACGCAUACCGACACAUUUAAGAAAGGAUGCAAUUAUGUUGCAGCAGGAUUCUGAAUGGGGAGGGGAAGUAUCUACUGUCGACGAUGAAUAUCGUCACGCUGGUAUUGCAGAUCCUAAAAUCGUGAUAACAACAAGUCGUGAUCCCUCUGCUAAGCUCAAAGUUUUUUUAAAAGAAAUGCGUCUGAUGUUUCCAAAUGCCCAACGUAUCAACCGAGGUCAUUAUGAUAUUAAAAAACUAAUCCAGGCUUGUAAAGCAAAUGAAAUUACGGAUUUUAUAUUAUUAAAUGAGACGCGUGGUAAUCCUGAUGGAUUGGUUGUUUGUCACUUACCUUUUGGACCUACAGCUUACUUCACUUUAUCCAAUGUAGUUAUGCGGCACGAAGUUCCAGAUUCUGGGACAGUUUCGGAGGAGUAUCCUCAUCUCAUCUUUGACAGUUUAAAUUCUUCUCUUGGGCGUAGAAUAACGAACAUAUUGAAGUACUUGUUUCCCGUGCCGAAGAUUGAAAGUAGGCGAAUAAUUACUUUCAGUGGUAAUCACGACUUCAUCAGUUUUCGGCAUCAUACAUACAGUAAAAAUGAACAUGGUGAAAUAAUACUGCAGGAGAUAGGUCCAAGAUUCGAAAUGAAACCUUACUUGAUCAAAUUGGGAACAUUGGAAAAUGCCGAUGCAGAGAAAACUGAGUGGGUUCUACGCUCGUACACUAACUCAGCCAAAAAGAACCCACCUUUAUUAACAGUACCUACGGAUGACGAGUGA